This is a messenger RNA of Nematostella vectensis (starlet sea anemone), 2368 nucleotides long. RefSeq names its product thimet oligopeptidase. Gene Ontology annotation, biological process: proteolysis; peptide metabolic process. The transcript has 25 exons. The coding region runs from base 153 to 2153 and encodes 666 amino acids. Gene Ontology annotation, cellular component: mitochondrial intermembrane space. NCBI's taxonomy places the organism in Eukaryota, Metazoa, Cnidaria, Anthozoa, Actiniaria, Edwardsiidae. The record is from RefSeq and is a predicted model, not a curated record. Gene Ontology annotation, molecular function: metalloendopeptidase activity.
AUUAUUUAGCGAAAAUUAGCAAAGAUUUGGUCUUUUGGAGCUCUGCUUUUAGGCAAUGACUAAAUCUAUAUAUUAUCUUUCUUCUGAAAGAACAACGACAUGCCCAGUGAAAGUACUGCGGGCUCAUUGUGGUUCUAUCAAACCAGGGAAACAUGGCUGACGCCGGUCAAGCUCUCGCACAUUUCAAAUGGGAUCUAUCCCCCAAAGACAUCGCUGAAAAGACAGAAGCAUUGAUAAAAAAAGCACGAGAAGUCUACGAUAAGGUUGGGUCUUUGAAACCAGAGGAAGUCACGUAUGAGAAUUGCCUGAAAGCCCUAGCAAGUAGCGAGAGGGACUACUCUUCAAAUAAGUCUAUACUGGAUUUCCCCCAGCACAUGUCAACUGACAAGGAUGUGAGAGCAGCAAGUACAGAGGCAGACAGGAAGCUAUCUGAUUUUGAGGUAGAGAUGAGCAUGAGAAAGGACAUAUUUGAUAAUCUUGUUGCAUUCAAGGAGAACAACAAGCAGCCAAUAUCUGCAGAAGCUCAAAGAGUACUUGACAAGCUUAUCAAACUUGGAAGGCGAAAUGGUCUUCAUCUCCCAGUUGACAAACAGAAUGAAAUCAAGAGCAUAAAGAAGAAACUCAGUGAUUUGGGUAUCGAUUUCAAUCGAAACUGUAAUGAAGAAAACACAAAGCUCUACUUCACUAAAGAGGAACUAGCUGGCCUUCCUGACGAUUUCGUCAACAGCUUGGAUAAGAGAGAAGAUGGAAAGCUGGAAGUGUCCUUAAAAUAUCCCCAUUACUUUCCCUGUAUGCGGAAAGCUUCAAAUCCUGAGACACGCCGUCAGUUGGAGUUUGCUUUCAACAGAAGGUGUAUGGAGGAAAAUACCAAGAUUCUGGAGGAGCUUGUUGUUUUGAGGAAGAAGCGAUCAGACAUUCUUGGCUAUGCAACUCAUUCUGACUAUAUCACUGAGAUGCGCAUGUCAAAGUCUGCUGCAAAUGUCUCAAAAUUCCUGUCAGAUCUUGCCAUCAAGCUGCACCCCCUUGCAGAUGCUGAGCUGAAAACCAUGCUUGACUUGAAGGAGCAAGAAUGUAAACAGCUUGGACACCCAUAUGAUGGUAAGAUUAACUACUGGGACAUGCGGUAUUAUAUGACCAUGGUGGAGGAGAAAAACUAUGUUAUAGACCACAACAAGCUCAAGGAAUACUUCCCACUCGCUGUAGUCACUAAAGGGCUUCUGGAUAUCUACCAGGACCUUCUUGGACUGCGAUUCUUAGAAAUCAAGAAACCUCAUGUUUGGCAUGAAGAUGUUCAAUUAUUUAGUGUCGAGGAUGUUUCAACUUCCACCAUCAUUGGUUAUUUUUAUUUGGAUUUGUUCCCAAGAGAGGGAAAGUUCAGUCAUGCUGCUUGCUUUGGUCUCCAGCCUGGAUGCCUUUUAGAUGAUGGAAGUAGACAGCUUUCUGUUGCUGCCAUGGAAGCUAAUUUCACUCGGCCAAGUGAAGAAAGACCAUCUCUUCUUACUCACCAAGAGGUAGAGACUUUUUUCCAUGAAUUUGGUCAUGUGAUGCACCAGAUCUGUGCCAAAGCAGAAUUUGCCCUUUUCAGUGGGACGAAUGUGGAACGUGACUUUGUCGAAGCUCCCUCACAGAUGCUGGAAAACUGGUGCUGGGAAAAGGAACCACUGCGUCGCAUGUCUGCACACUUCAAAGAUAAGAGCCCCAUUCCAGAUGAGAUGCUUGACAAGCUUAUUGCAUCGAGAAAUGCAAAUGCUGGUGUAUUCAAUCUGAGACAGAUACUUCUGGGCACUUUUGACCAAGAGAUUCACACUUCGCCACAGGUGGUUGACACUGCAAAAGUGUUUGCAAGUCUAUCUGAUGAAAUCCUUCAUAUUCCUGCCACUCCAGGGACAAAUAUGCCUGCAUCAUUUGGACACUUGGCAGGAGGCUAUGAUGCCCAGUACUAUGGAUACUUGUGGAGUGAGGUGUUCUGCAUGGAUAUGUUCUAUUCCCGCUUCAAGGAGGAGGGGAUAAUGAGUACCAAGGUCGGUAUGGACUACCGCAGAUGCAUCCUUGAACCUGGUGGUUCUAUUGAUGCAACAGAGAUGCUGAAGAACUUUCUAGGUCGGGAGCCUUCCCAGGAGGCAUUCCUGGUGAGCAAAGGUCUCCAAGUGUGACAUCAUCAGAUUGUGGCUUCCCAUGUCCCACUGCACACCUAGUCUGCUGAAUACCCUGCAUGAUGAGCUAGAAGUAAAAAAGAUAUAUUUUUUUCUCUGUUGAAAUAUUAUUUAUUUAACCUGACUUGUACUUCAGUGUUCAUGCCAAAGUUUCAACCCUGUACCAAAAUAGUAACCCUGCCCUGGGUGUAAAAAAUAAAGAAUUCACUAUGCAA